This is a messenger RNA of Xyrauchen texanus (razorback sucker), 2715 nucleotides long. RefSeq names its product E3 ubiquitin-protein ligase MARCHF1-like. Gene Ontology annotation, biological process: immune response; protein polyubiquitination; antigen processing and presentation of peptide antigen via MHC class II. The transcript is spliced from 8 exons. Bases 651 to 2222 code for a protein of 523 amino acids. Gene Ontology annotation, cellular component: late endosome membrane; early endosome membrane; cytoplasm. Gene Ontology annotation, molecular function: ubiquitin protein ligase activity; MHC protein binding; zinc ion binding. The record is from RefSeq and is a predicted model, not a curated record. Lineage: Eukaryota; Metazoa; Chordata; Actinopteri; Cypriniformes; Catostomidae.
GGAUGAUCUGGAUUCAGCUUUCGUCUGUCUCAGUGACUGAUUGUCAUCCAGCAGCUUGUUCUUAGCUGAGGUUCUAUGUAGCCCCUGGGGUUGUAAGAAGAUUAGCGGGUUGCUCCAUCCCAUGCUGCUCAUGGAGGGAGGAGAGUUGGAUCUAAAAUAACCCCUAAGUCCUCUCAGCAACAUGUUUACAGGUCAGGUUAGCAGACACACAUACACAGACACACUGAGGCAUCAUUGCAGCUCUCAGGUACAAUCAAACUUGAAUUAGCUCUCUCUCUCUCUCUCUCUCUCUCUCUCUCUCUCUCUCUCUCUCUCUCUCUCUCUCUCUCUUUUCUCUUUCUCUCUCUCUCUCUCUCUCUCUCGCUCUCUCUCUGUCACAAAGCACACAGGUAGAAUGAGAGAGGUUGGCUUAGGCUUUUCUGAGACGUGACAGCCAGCUUUCUGGAUGUUUCUCUCUGUCUCAGCUCAAGUCUGAGUUCCCAGCCAGCAUACUUAACCUGAUUUAAUGUAUGCGUCUGUGAGAGUGUGUGCACAAGCUCUAGAGUGGGUCGUAUGCUUUGUUUCCAUGCCGACCCUCAGGAUGGUGUGAGUCUGUUGUCUUUGGUGGACUGAAGGCAGAGCGGUAUCCUAUACUUCUGAGCACUGCAAGAAUGCCUGUGCAUCAGAUAUCAGUUGUGCCUAUCGCCAAGGAGACCGGCAGCAUCAGUCGCAGCUCUAGCAAGAUGAGAGACAAGAGUAAAGAGAAUGAGGGUGAGAACGCACCUGAACGAUCAAGAAGUCGAUCCAGCAAUAUAUCUAAGGCAAGUAGUUCCACCCAGGGAGUCGUGCUGAACAGUGUGUCUCAAACAUCAAUUACACCCUCCUCUCAGGACAUAUGCAGCUCACGUGGUCACACUAAUCUUGAAGUACAUGGCUCAGAUCAGACUACACUCAUCAUGCCCAUAAACCCUGCCACCGCUUCCGCCCCCACCGCAAAGCGACAAGUCAAACGUCGCAUUCGACGGCGACGGGAGAGCAGUGGGACCGGGGCCGUUGGGUGUGUCACGGAGUGUGUGGACCAACCGAGACGUUCACGGUCUUAUAAACAGGUGCAUACACACUCAGACUCAUCCUCAGAAGACGAGGAGCGCUGGAGAGAAACUCACUCCUGGAGCCGUGAAAAAGCAAGACGGAGACGCAGCAGCAGCAUACACAUGCAAGCGCAAUCCCGUGAGACACGGGACGGUAUUGAGCUCAUGUCUGGCAACUCAAAUGAGGGACAGAAAGAGAACCAGCCACCACAGUGCAAGGAACCCAAUGGCAAGACCCACAAAAAAUUGUCUUCAAAAAGGGAGGAGCGUGGAAGCCAAAGCCAGGCAGCAAAUCACAGCAAAGGAAGUGAGCGUGGUAGUAGUAGGUAUGGAACUGAGGAGGAGGAGCCUAUUACUAAGAAGUAUGAGGAACGAGGCUCAGGAGACCCAGAUAUGGCCGUCCCAUCCCCUUGUAAAUUCACAAAUCCCACCAAUCAGAAUGGCACCACUCCACAAGCAUGCACUGAUGAUGAACUAGAGGUGUGCAGGAUCUGUCACUGUGAAGGCGAUGAGGAAUGCCCUCUCAUCACUCCCUGCCGCUGUACAGGCAGUUUGCGUUUUGUCCACCAGGCAUGUUUGCAUCAGUGGAUCAAGAGCUCUGAUACACGCUGCUGUGAGCUGUGCAAGUAUGACUUCAUCAUGGAAACACACCUCAAACCUUUGUGCAAGUGGGAGAAGUUGCAGAUGUCUACAACUGAGUGGAGGAAGAUCGUCUGCUCUGUGGCCUUUCACCUGGCGGCCGUCGUGUGUGUCAUCUGGUCUCUGUAUGUUCUGAUUGACCGCACGGCUGAAGAGAUCCGCCAAGGCAAGAACAAUGCGUUGCUGCGUUUGUCCCUUCUCAAUGCCGUAGGGGUGCUGGAGUGGCCGUUCUGGACCAAGCUCAUCGUGGUGUCUGUUGGCUUUGCUGGAGGACUCAUCUUCAUGUACAUUCAGUGCAAAGUUUACCUGCAGCUCUGGAGGAGGCUGAAGGCUUUCAACAGGAUCAUCUUUGUAGAGAACUGCCCUGACACCGCCCGCAACAGAGAUGACAGGCCGCCCCCCAUCACCCAGAGUAACGGCAAACAUGAGGCAGUGGAGGUUCCUGCACCUCAGACACAAACAAUCACUUCUUGUCCUGUGCCCACAGGAAGUGUGGAGAUAGCCCCUGUUUGACAUUGGUGGGGCAGGCGUGACUACUUCCUGUCUCUGCUCAAAUCUGGGCAAGAUGAAAGGUUGGUUGUGUCUCAAAUGGUGUGUGGCUUACUGCACUACUCUUCUUGGUGCACUUCAGUGGUUGAAGAGGAUGUUGAUAGAGUAAGGGAAGUCUAGCCAAGGGCUCCUGGUGUAUCUGACCAAAGCCAUGUGAAUUACAUAAAAAAGCACUUUUUAUUUAGGGGAGGACUUUAGUUGUCAAGAAGUUAACAUAAGAAGUUUCUAUACUGUAUAUAUACUUCUUAUUGCUUAUAUUUAAAGGUGCAAUAAGUAACUUUUUGCUUGUGUCAUCUUGGAAUUACAGUGACACCUAGUGGUGUGUAUGCAGCAUCAUUUAAAAUCAAUAGUGUUCAGUAACAGAUGCCAUUGUAGAAUUUGAUUUUAACGAUCAGCUAUGAUUCAUUUAAUCCAUGAGUGAAAGUGUCCAAUAACAAGGCGGUUACUGAGAUUUAAG